This is a messenger RNA of Scatophagus argus, 2267 nucleotides long. It is a transcript of the gene chrnb3a, whose product is annotated as cholinergic receptor nicotinic beta 3 subunit a. Gene Ontology annotation, molecular function: acetylcholine-gated monoatomic cation-selective channel activity; transmembrane signaling receptor activity. Bases 419 to 1855 code for a protein of 478 amino acids. The transcript is spliced from 8 exons. Gene Ontology annotation, cellular component: synapse; neuron projection; postsynaptic membrane. Gene Ontology annotation, biological process: nervous system process; regulation of membrane potential; monoatomic ion transmembrane transport. The record is from RefSeq and is a predicted model, not a curated record. NCBI's taxonomy places the organism in Eukaryota, Metazoa, Chordata, Actinopteri, Scatophagidae.
CCCCCCCCCCAUCCUCUGACCGGUCAGCCCUCCUCCGGACCGUCCCGCCCUCAGCCCGGCUCAGUUCUGGUAGUGUCCAUCUCCGCGCCAGGAAACUCACGCACACAAACGCACACAGACACACACACAGGCAGAAACACGUGCGGUGCGCGCGCGCUCAAAAAAGGCUGCAGUUAAACAGAACGGAACAGACGGAAGUGGCAGAAAAAUCACACAAGCUGCUCCACAUCGUGAAGGCGGUCCGUGUUGUGCAGAGCCACCGACAAGCGGCUGUCCUUCAUCAUUGAAAGUGGACAUCACAGCGGCGACAGUCCUCCGGAGGUCCCACUUGGCUGUUGAGAGUGAUGCAUCCUGCAGGACUGUGUGAGCAGUGAGGUGGUUUGAUCUGCUGUGUAGAUAGAUCCAGCCUGUGCUGUUGAUGACAAGAGGCAGCAUGAAGUUUGCGGUUUCGGUGUUGUGGUUCUCACUAGCUGUCGGGAAGGCUACCAUGCAAGCUCAGGAAGACUUUGUGUCGCUGGCCGAGAUGGAGGAUUCCUUGUUGAGGAACCUUUUCAGGGGUUACCAGAAGUGGGUGCGGCCUGUCCAGCAUGCCAAUGACACCAUCACUGUACGCUUUGGACUCAAAAUCUCACAGCUGGUUGACGUGGAUGAAAAGAACCAGUUGAUGACUACAAAUGUCUGGCUCUGGCAGGAGUGGGUUGACGUCAAGCUGAAGUGGAACCCAGAUGACUAUGGAGGUAUCACCUCCAUCAGAGUGCCUUCAGAGACUAUAUGGCUUCCAGACAUUGUCUUGUAUGAAAAUGCGGACGGUCGCUUUGAAGGUUCCCUGAUGACCAAAGCUAUUGUGCGCUGGGAUGGUACCAUAACAUGGACUCCACCUGCCAGCUACAAGUCUUCCUGUACCAUGGACGUCACCUUCUUCCCCUUCGACCGACAGAAUUGCUCGAUGAAGUUCGGCUCCUGGACUUACGAUGGAAACAUGGUGGACCUGGUCCUGGUGGAUCACUAUGUGGACCGUAAAGACUUCUUUGAUAAUGGCGAGUGGGAGAUCCUCAAUGCCACUGGAGUAAAGGGAAGCAGGAGGGAUGGGGUGUACUGGUACCCAUUUGUCACCUACUCUUUCAUCCUCAAGAGAUUGCCGUUGUUCUACACCCUGUUCCUCAUCAUUCCAUGCCUCGGUCUCUCCUUUCUGACUGUGCUGGUGUUUUAUUUGCCAUCGGACGAAGGAGAGAAACUCUCUCUUUCCACAUCUGUGCUGGUGUCACUCACUGUGUUCCUCCUGGUCAUAGAAGAAAUCAUCCCUUCAUCAUCAAAGGUGAUACCACUGAUAGGUGAAUACCUGCUCUUCAUCAUGAUCUUUGUCACUUUCUCCAUCAUUGUCACUGUCUUUGUCAUUAAUGUCCACCACCGUUCCUCUGCUACUUACCACCCCAUGGCCCCCUGGGUAAAGAGCCUCUUCCUUCAGAGACUACCCAGACUGCUGUGUAUGAGGGGACAUACUGACAGAUACCACUUUCCAGAUAUGGAGAUGCGCAGCCCAGAGCUGAAGCCCCGCAGAGGUGUGGGGAGGAGGGGUGUUCCUGGUCAUAGUGGUGGCCAGCAGAGAGGCCCCCUCACAGGGAAGGAGGAUGAGAACCAAGCCUGGCUGGCCAUGCUGGAGAAAGCCACAAAUUCAGUUCGCUACAUCAGCCGUCACAUCAAAAAGGAGCACUUCAUACGAGAGGUUGUUCAAGACUGGAAGUUUGUGGCUCAGGUGUUGGACAGGAUUUUCCUGUGGGCCUUCCUCACGGUGUCAAUACUGGGAACUGUCCUAAUCUUCACCCCUGCUCUGCAGAUGUACCUCAGCACACCUUGAUGGCAAUACUUACUCAUGCAUACUCUCCAACAGCUCAUUUUUGUUUAGUAGAUUGUCUUUGACUAUGGUUUAUUAAUGAAGUUCAAUAAAAUAUUCACAUGUAUAUUUCUCUUGUAGAAACAAACUUUUACCUCUCUACAGUAUGGUUUGCAGCCUGUAAUGACUACUGGAAAAUGUAAUGUUCUGGAUGCAGCUUGUCAAGGUGCAUGCACAGGAGUGCAAAGGAGCGAAAGCAAUAAGCAGGUCAUAGUAGCGUGUUUUGAUUUGAAUAACUGUAACAUUGUAAUUAUACAUGCAACAACAUGCACAAUAUCAAUUCAUAAAAAAUCUGUUGUUCUGUGUGUCAUGUGCACCAUGUUGUUCAACCAGCUAUGCUCUACUGUAAGUGCUGUAAUGAUUAAAAGAGAUCUGU